Molecule: messenger RNA, 1908 nt
Organism: Trichoplusia ni (cabbage looper)
Lineage: Eukaryota; Metazoa; Arthropoda; Insecta; Lepidoptera; Noctuidae
Product: bleomycin hydrolase
Exons: 12
Coding region: 100-1554 (484 amino acids)
Biological process (GO): proteolysis; response to toxic substance; L-homocysteine catabolic process
Cellular component (GO): cytoplasm
Molecular function (GO): cysteine-type aminopeptidase activity
Source: RefSeq, a predicted model, not a curated record
UUAUGUUGAUGUGCAUAAAGAUUACAUUGUUUAUGUUUCAACUGGUGCCCGGCAUCAGGAUAUUCCCUUGUCAUCUCUCAGCAGUUCAUUUCAAAAUAAAUGCUAGUGAAAUCACUUUCAACAGUACUAUUACGGUGUCGGACGUGUGAUUUGUUUAGAAUAUCUACGGCAGCCAUGUCUCAAGUUCCCUUAAGUUUGGAAACUCUAUCAAAGUACCGGAAUGACUUCUAUUCGGAUCCCAAGAACGAAUUGGCACAGAAUGUCUGCACAAGGUUUGAUCCCUUUGAGGUUGCCAUCAGCCGGAAGAAGGCUGAUAGUACCUUACAUGUCUACAAUAUCAAGGUCGAAUCUGAAGCUAAACCGGUGACAAACCAAGAGAAUUCAGGGCGAUGCUGGCUCUUCGCCGCCCUCAACGUCAUGCGACUACCUUUCAUGAAAAAGUAUGGCAUCGAGGAGUUUGAGUUUUCACAGAGCUACCUUUUCUUCUGGGAUAAGAUCGAGCGGUCUCAUUACUGGCUGAACAACAUCGUGGCGACUGCUAAGCAGGGAGAACAGCUUGAGGGACGACUUGUCAACUUCCUACUGAAGGACCCGAUCAACGACGGCGGUCAAUGGGAUAUGAUAGUAAACCUGGUCAACAAAUAUGGUGUCGUCCCCAAGAAGUGCUUCCCAGAGUCCUUCAGCUCGCGCCGAAGCUUACACAUGAAUGCGCUCAUCAAGACCAAGCUUCGCGAAUACGCCAAGGAGUUGCGCGACAAGGUGGCGGCUAAGGCCUCUGACGAGGAGAUACAAUGCACCAUCAACUGUCAGAUCGCAGUCAUAUACAACAUCGUCGCUACAUGCUUAGGUACCCCUCCAGAAACCUUCACGUUUGAGUUCUACAACAAGGAGAAAGCUUACAACACGUUCGGGUCGCUCACGCCGCAGCAGUUCUACAACAGUCACGUACGGCCGCUGUUUGAUGUCGACAGUAAGGUGUGUUUAGUAUCGGACCCCCGGGAGUCGAACCCGUUCGGCCAGCUGUACACGCUCCAGUGCCUCGGCAACGUCGUCGGUGGCCGCCAGACCGCUUACAACAACCAGCCUGUUGAAACUCUUAUGAAAGCCGUGAAGGACAGUAUACAGGGAGGCGAAGCUGUGUGGUUCGGGUGUGAAGUGUCCAAACGAUUUGAGAGGAAGAACGGGUUGGAAGACCUCGAUGCCCACGACUACCGCCUAGUAUUCAACACGGAGGUGCAGAUCGGCCUGCCGAAGGCCGACAGACUCAUGUACGGGGACUCCUGCAUGACGCACGCCAUGGUCUUCACCGCAGUCGGAACUGAUGACAAGGGUAACCCGACGAAGUUCCGCGUGGAGAACUCUUACAGCGAUAAGGAGUACGACAAAGGAUACUUGCUGCUCACCGAGCCUUGGUUCAGGGAGUUUGUUUUCGAGAUAGUAGUCGACCGAAAAUACGUGCCCGACGAUGUAUUACAAGUGUUCAAACAGGAGCCCAAGGUCCUCCCCGCCUGGGACCCCAUGGGGACGCUCGCCUGCCCGCUGUGCUGUAAAUAAUAACCCACCGGUAAUUAGGUAAAAAGUCAACACUCUAUUUUGAAAUCACAUGUCUGUAGUACUGAUACAGUCCAAUUUUGAAUAAAAUUCUAUUUAAAUUGAAUGAUUUGCUAUUUCGCUAUUAAGUAACUUUGAUAAUGAUUAUAUUUUAGGUAUUUUAAACACCAAUUCCUAUGUCAUUGAGAAAUACUGCUCAUUUGUUAAUUGGAUUGUGAUGACAACUUCUGUUGCUUGGCUUAAAUUGCUAUGAGAUCUAGUAGCCUGUAAAUCAGGGGCCACCAAUCCCCUCUUUCUGCAUUUACAUAAAGCUGUUAAUCAACUAAUAUUUAAUAAAUAUAACAGUUGUUUGGUUAU